AAGCCUGGGCAAUGAUUUGGCCUCGGCUGGCUCGCAGUAAAGCAAUGUUUUUCUUCCGGCAUAACUGAUGUUAUUUCUUUGGUCUUUUAGCAGUGGAAAACAAAGUGGAUUGCUUGAUCUUAGGGUCCUGUAUCACGAGAACACCCUCGUACUGCUUUGAACUCCUCCCAGUUGUUCAAAAGUUCAAUGGCUUUACGAAUCACGGGCUGAAUCCUUGCUGAAAUGUCGGCGACGAAAAAGGGCAAGGCAGCCCAAGUUGAAUUUGAAAACCAGACAAAAGAAAUCCGCCAAUUGCUGAGCGAGCAACUAAAAGGCUAUGAUGCACGUACUGAAGGGAAGGUGCUGUUCCUGGCAGAUCUGCAGGAAUACUGCAAAAAGAUGUCUGAAGUUGAAACAGAAUACAGCAAGAAUCUCGAUCGCCUUUCUGACAGAUUCCUAGACAGACUGCAGAAAUUCAAAGCCCAAAGGAAAGAGAGGUCUACAACAAUGGAUGUGUGGCACAAACUACUGGUUGAGACAAAAAACAGAGCCAAACAACGCCAGAGCUUCAGUGAUAAUCUGGCUAAUAAUAUUGCAAAUAGAUUUAUGUCCAUGAGCGAUGACUAUCAGCGAAUAUCAAAGAAGUGUAGAGAGGCAGGAUUGAUUCUGCAAGAUGAACUUUGCAAAACUGUCCAUGAGUUGCAAAGGAAACUCCGGAAGUACCACACAAUGUUUGGUGAAAGCAAAACUGCUGAAUCGAAGCUAAAGAGUACAGAGAUAGCCCUCUCUAAAUCAGAAGAGUCGGGUAGGAAAAAUGAGAAGAUGACAAAACAAAAGGAAAAGCACCAGCAGAGAUAUUCUGAGAACAAAAGAAAGAGUGUCAAGGCAAAGAAUGAGUAUGUGCUGGCUUUAAAGUCCACCAAUAGCUUCCUGCAAUAUUACUACACCAACUGCCUUGGGGAUCUUGUGGAUGGCUUUGAUUUCAACUUCCAUGAUUCAUUUGAAAGAGCAAUUGCAGCUUACACCCAAGCAGAAACAAAUGCUUCAGCAGCCACCAUCCACUCUAUGAAUGUUGUUCAAGAGGCCAAGCUCACUAUUAAUCCUGAUUUGGACAAGAAAUACUUCUUUGAAGAUAAUCUUUCCAUAUUUGCUAUACCCUUCAAGUUUCAGUAUCUUCCAUACUCCGAAGAGGAGUCAUGUCAGAUUACACCACAGCAGAUUGAUAUUGUUGACUUCCACUGCGAAUUGUUUGAAAGACUGAAGCAGAUAAAAGCUGAGACAGACGAGAUCCACAAGACAGUGGAAGCUACGGCAGAUGCCCUGAAAGAGAUGUACAAGCAGUGGGACUUGGAGAUGAAUAAAAUGGCAAAUGGUGAGACAGACAUGGUGACUGGUGUAAUGAACUGUCAAUCCAUCAAGAACAGCAGCGAUGACCUUGAGAUGUACUAUGUCACGAAACUCAGAGAAUAUAUUAUGACAAGUAGUCUAAAAAUCCGAAUUGCAGCAGAGAAUCAGACUCUAGUUAAGACUUUAGGUGAAGUUACAGAGGACACAGUUGGUAGAAGGAGAGCGACUCAUAGGCAGAUGAUGGUCAGUGCUAACUCUGCCAAGACAGCCAAGAUUCUUGAGUCAAUUCAGAAGAAGACCAAGAUCUUUGGAUGUAAUCUAGAACAAUACCUUAAGAUAACAGGAAGGGAGAUUCCAGAAGUUGUUGAAAGCUGUGUGCGAUUUAUCAAGAGAUUUGGCCUAGAUCACCCUGGAAUCUUUCGCCUCUCUGGAUCUUCGACCGAUAUCAAUGACAUGAAGCAGCUGUUCGAAUGUGGUCGAGACCCCUUGGCCGGGCUUAACCACUGGAAGGAUAUCAACGCCGUGGCGGGUCUGCUUCGAGUCUACUUCCGUGAACUUGAGGACCCUCUCUUCCCAAGCUCGCAUUACCAGCAAUUCAUAGAAGCGUCACGGUUUCCGACCAAUGAAGAUGUUAUUCGGCAAGUAACGUGUGUCAUCAAUGAGCUACCAGACAGUGUCAACCGCGUUAUGAAAUAUCUGUUUAAGUUUCUCAAGCAGGUGAGUGAACACAGUGAGCAGAACAAGAUGGAUGCACAUAACUUGGCAGUGGUGUUUGGCCCUACUCUGCUGCGAAUCCCUAGCGAGCAAGAUAUGAUCACAUAUCAGAGUCACGUCAACGGCAUGAUGGAAGUGAUCAUUAAGAACUACGAUCAAGUCUUCCCUCAGAAUGACUUUGACACGGAUGGGCCGAGACUUUCGGAGACUGAAGAGAGUGACAGCGAGGAGGAUUUCGAGCCCAGAGACGCUGCUGCGCUGUACGACUACUCGGCCCGUUCAUCCAAAGAACUCUCGUUCAAAAAGGGUGAUAUAAUCCGCGUCUUCAAGCGCUUUAAUGAUGACUGGUGGGACGGAACGCUUGGCGACUCGGACGGCUUUGUACCGGCUUCUUACAUCAAAAUUCAGGACCCUGAUUCAACCGAAGGAGACAGCAUGUUCUCGCCCCAGACUGAUCUAUCCAGAUCAUUGAGUGGAGGAGAGUCACAUAGAGCAAAAGACUUGAACGGUCCUCCUAGGAUUCCUAAACGGGAGGGCUCGUUAAAGAAGCGGCACGACAGUGCCAAUGAUCGUGGAAGUCCUGUGGGGCCGUGUCCACAACCCCCUAUAGAAGAAAUAAGCGCACCUCCUAAGACCUCUACCCCAGUUGGGAUUCCUUUUGGAAUUCCAGGUACCCCUGUCGGGACGCCGUUGGGGGUUUCAGGUUUUAAACCUGCCAUUUCCACAGAUGACAUUGUAAAUAGACAACGCUCGCUUCGAACCCGGGGAAGAGAUGACUUGUCACUUGACGAACGCUCCGAGGGGAAGGGAGCGGAGACACCACGAUCCACGUCCCUUCCACGAGGCGCUUCACCUCAUCGCUCCAUUGAAGAGCUGGACAAAGUGUUAGAGGAAGAGGAGCUGCGAAUGGCGCUCGAGGCGAAACUCGACAACCCCAAGGAGUCACCUCAGAGAAGUCAGUCACUUGAACUGGAUAAAUCGGACGAUUACCCCAAACCCCCGAUCUGGCAGGUACGCGAGGGAACAGACACCUUCCCAGACCCACCCUUGAGCCCGAGGUCAUCUGUUGCACCGAAAGUCCCGCCCGCCGUUAAGCCCAAGCCUAAGGGGGGUCGGCCCAACCCACCGUCAAGAGGAGAGUCCGGAAGUGAUCUGCUUGCGUCACUGCAUGCCGCCCAGGCCGCACGCGGUCAUCGCCCGGGCUCCAUAGGCUCGGAAAAGCCAUCAACAGAGGAAAACAGAAGAGACAGCCGUGGCUCGGUAGCAGACGACACUCAGCUUUAGACGUCUUCGAGGGUACUAAGCUUCCAUUGUUGACAAAAAAAUUGCUUUAUACUAAAAUUGCGCAGAGAGUGUAGCUACAGAAUCAUCAUUUCUGAUCAUGCGUUGGGUAUGAAACAGUGAGAAUAUAUUUUGUAUCAAUCGAUUGAAGAUUAUCUAAGCGACAGAUUAGGACCCCUAUUUUCCUUCCGGUUACGAUUGCGGAUGUAUAUAAAUACUACUUGCAUUAGGCAUUAUGAUUUUACCUCAGCUGUUGCUGUUCUCAAGACAUCAAUGUAGGUAUAGACCAUGAUUCCGUGGAAGAGUAGGGAUAGUGAAGGAGGUUUGUAAAUAUAGUUCGGGUAUCAAGGGGUUAUUCAUGCGCAAUAAUAAAUGAUUAUUUAGGUAAACUAUAAAGAGGUAAUAAGCAUUAGUUAGUUCAUUAAAUAAAAGGACUUCUAUUUUGAGGUAGUUUGGCACAGACUCGUGCAUCUAUUUUCUAUACUGCUUUCUUGUUGCUGAUCACAAUAGGGGAUGCCUUUGCUUCCUUAAUAAUUGUGCGUCGUCAUAUACACUUAUUAUGAUCAGGAACAUGAUGGGUCGUGCAGAUCUUCUCGGUUUACAAAGUCGGAUGCCUAUUGGGCAACAUUAAAGCAAGAAAACGAUUGGCCUGUGACGUUCGAAUGACAGCGCCAGAAACCAAGUCAAAGGAGAUUUGGAGACAACCUGAGAAUUAGGAUAACGUUUCUCAAUAAACUGUUAUCCUAUGGAAUCAGGACUACAACAGUUUAUAAAGUUGUCUUAAACGGGGUUGACAUUCAUAGAUCAGAAGACGUAGUUGUUGAUUGCCUUAAUUAUGUACUUUUCUCAUUGUUACAAAAGAAUAACUGGCAAAUAUUUUAGACAAAAAUAUAUUUUCUAACAAUGAACAUUUUGGUCAUUGAAAAAAGAAUUGUUGUUACUAUUGACGGAAUUAAUUUUGAAUCGUUCCUCAAAUAGAUAAUAAAUAUUUUAGAACACGAA
Molecule: messenger RNA, 4323 nt
Organism: Nematostella vectensis (starlet sea anemone)
Lineage: Eukaryota; Metazoa; Cnidaria; Anthozoa; Actiniaria; Edwardsiidae
Product: SLIT-ROBO Rho GTPase-activating protein 1
Exons: 18
Coding region: 223-3324 (1033 amino acids)
Biological process (GO): signal transduction; negative regulation of cell migration
Cellular component (GO): cytoplasm
Molecular function (GO): protein binding
Source: RefSeq, a predicted model, not a curated record